AUGAAGUUUGCCUUGGUUACCACUGUUGUCGCAGCGCUUUGCGCUCCAAACGUCCUCGGUGUCCCACUCGCGGCACGUAAUACCAGCCUCGUCCCGAGUUCAAGCAGCACUCGCCAGCUUACGGAUGCUGACGUUCUUCAAUUUGCACUCACUCUCGAGCAUCUUGAAAAUGUCUUCUACAAGCAGGGCCUUUCCCGUUUCACCCAGAAUGACUUUCUCCGUGCUGGCUUUGAUGCAAGGUUCUUCAACCAGAUGAGAUUCGUCGCUGGAGAUGAGCAGUCCCAUGUAGUGUUUCUGCAGCAGGCACUUACGGGGCUCGGCGUACGGCCAGUGUCUGCUUGCCGCUACAACUUCCCAUUCAGAGACGUUCGCUCAUUCGUCGGCCUUGCAUCUGUUCUCGAGGGCAUUGGUGUCUCCGCUUACCUUGGCGGAGCUGGUCUUAUCUCUAAUAAGAAUUUCCUCGGCGCCGCUGCCGCGAUCCUUGCUGCUGAAGGCCUCCACCAGUCGACCCUCCGCAACUCUUUGGGCUUGAUCGCGUCUGCCAACAUUGCCGGUACUGCCAUUACCCCCAAUGCCAUCUUCAGUCUUGCCAGUGCAUUCAUCGUUUCCUGCCCUGGUGGAAACGCUGCUCUUCCAUUCAAAGCGUUCCCCAGCUUGAGCCCACGCGGUGGCAGCAUCUUCUCCAUUAAUUCCUUCUCGAGAUUCGCGAUCGGCCAAGGCGUUAUUAUCCCGCCAGUAUUUUUCUUGACUUUUAUCAGCGGGCUUGAGAUUAUCAGUAUUCCUGGAACCUUUGCUGGAGGUUUCUACUCUGCCCGCAUUCCACGACAGGUCUCCGGACAAUCAUUCGUUUUCCUCACCAGAACCGCCAACACUGGUGCCUUCUCGGAGAGCAGCGUUCUUGCCGGCCCGGCAAUUAUCGAAGUUACUCCCACUGUGCCCACUCUUAACUUCUCCGUUCUCUAG
Uncinocarpus reesii 1704 is the source of this 963-nucleotide messenger RNA. RefSeq lists its product as uncharacterized. Lineage: Eukaryota; Fungi; Ascomycota; Eurotiomycetes; Onygenales; Onygenaceae. The record is from RefSeq and is a predicted model, not a curated record. The transcript has 2 exons. The coding region runs from base 1 to 963 and encodes 320 amino acids.